GGUCGUAGAGGCAGAGAGGGCCAAACCCUAACGCCUAGGUUUGCUGAGCUCGAGUACCGAAGGCUGUGUUUGUUUGUGUGUGCGGGUUUUUGGCAGCAGGUUGCGAGCUUUCGCCAAUCGAUAUUCUUCCUGUUCCGCUCAGACUUUCUCCCUUCGGUUGAACUUGCCAGAGGUGUGCACUGCUAUCGCAUGCAUUAAGUUUUGAGGCAAGCCCUCCCAGCAACAAUAGAGGAGGUGAGCUAGGUGGAGUAGGUUUGGAGAAAUGGCGAAGCUUGGAGGGAAAUCUAAAGCGGCAUCACCGUCAGUUACCUCUGGAUCAUCCUCCUAUUCAGGCUCGUCGUCAGCGUCAGGUUCACGAUCAAGGUCACGAUCGUCUUCAUCCUCUGGAAGCGAGACCUCCAGAAGUCGUAGUCCUCCUGCAAAAUCAAGUGAUGUCGCAAAGAAAACCAGAGCAUCCCCCCCCCCGCCUACGAAAUCAUCUGCACCGAAGAAAUUGCGCACUCCGACUCCUGAGUCUACCGUAUUGCAUGUUGGUUGCCUUACUCGCAAUGUCAAUGAGGCACAUUUAAAAGAGAUAUUUGGGCUUUAUGGUGAAAUCGUGCACGUUGAACUCGCUAUGGAUCGCACCGUGAAUUUACCGAAGGGAUAUGGAUAUGUUGAGUUCAAAAGAAGAGGUGAUGCUGAAAAGGCAUUGGCCCACAUGGAUGGGGGUCAAAUUGAUGGGAACGUCGUUAGUGCCCAGUUCAUCUUGGUGCCGAGGAGAAAACCAACACCUCCUCCUGUAAAGAGACAGGUUUCUCCUGCUCCUAAGAGGGAAAUCGUUGGACGGGAAGUGCCUCCACGUGAUGGUGUGAAGGAUGGUCUUCGUCGCCGUGACUCUCCACCAAUUCGGAGAGGGCGGUCGCCAUCACCUCCCCCUCGAAGACGUUCCGGGUCUCCCCGCAGGCGAAUGCCUGAUUCACCACCUCGUAGACGAGCUCCUGCAGUAUCCCCACGUCGCCGUCGCUCUCCUUCUCCCUUCCGUCGACGCCGUUCACCCAUCAGAUCUCCACCAAGGAGAAUACGAGGCAGCCCUGUUCGACGUCCACGCUCUCCACCACCGUAUAGAAGAAGAUCUCCUCCACCUGGGAGGCGUGCAAGGUCACCACCACCUCGCAGAUCUCCACCUAGACGCCGUGCGAGCAGAUCUCCGCCGCCUCGUCGACCACUUCGCUCACGCUCUAGAUCUCGUUCAGCUCCAAGAAGGGCACGCUCUCCCAUUAACAAGCGCAAGAGAUCGACCUCUUACUCUACGUCUCCAAGCCCUGUGAAGCGCGUUUCUCCUCCUGGUGCUAAGAAGUUCCUUAAGAGUCGGAGCCCUAAAAAAGCUUUUGCGAACAGCAGCCCCAGCGGUCGCAGUAGCUCUCCAUCACCGUCCAAAAGCAGCCAGUGAGUUGAAAUGGAGUCGAGGUUGUUAAUGGAGGGCCUUGGUGAAUCCAAUUACCGUCAGCAACUAAGUCUUGUCAUAAGACGUUGGGACCCUUUCUCAUUCAUGCAGGGCACAAUUUCUCUCUCAACUUCCUACAUGUGCGAAUAACUACCUGUGACGCAUGGAUAGGUGCUUGCAUCCUUUUUUCUAUGCUACAUUGCAUCAGACAUUUUGUUCAUUAGCCUGUGUCUGAUCUUGGGUGAUUUUUUUUUUUUUUUUUUUUUUUUUUUUUUUUUUUUUUUUUUUUUCUCUUUCCUGCUACCUUGUUUUGUGUCCAGUUGUAAGUAGAGUCAGUGAUUUCGGUUGUCCCUGUUUUGGCAAAUUAUUUAAGCUGCAAUACCUAUGUUAAUGGAUUACUAGACAAAUUUUGUGCAAGGGCUAUCCAAAGAGAUCUCAAGUCAAUAGAGGGUGUUCUUGUUUGUUUCACCCUGUCUGGGGACGUGCUGCCUGCCGUCUGACGCAGUUUUCGCUGGCAACUGAUGCGUUCUUCAACAAAAUCGGGGGCCUUUUUGAUAGUUAAGGUCGUUUGCUUCAUCAACAGUCAUGUGGGAGGAAUUUGAGACGUCUUCCGUUGAAAGGGGUUUGGAGAUGCAUCGUAUGCUGCUGCUGAAGUACUGAAGUGGAGGGACAAGAAGACAUUGUGUCCAAACGAAUCUUGGGGAGAGCAUUCUCAAUUGACGUGAAUCUCCAAGACUGUCAAGCGUUCCUUAUUCGUGAAGACGUUGAUGCUGUCUGUAGCUUUUGCACUUACAGACAGCAUUAAGCUUUUUUUGUUAAUGACAUGGAGAGCUUGACUACAUGUUUAAGGCUGCGAGGGUUGAUAGUUUUUAGUUCAUGAUAGUUCAACUCUUUGAAAAUACAUAUGCUAUGUCCUUUCAUUUGUGCAGGACGUGUACUAAUGUGUGUACAGUUCAUGAAUUGUGUGAGUCGAGUUCCUAUCGUAUGAAUGCAACUUAUUAUAUCUGAA
Messenger RNA from Physcomitrium patens, 2435 nucleotides. The record is from RefSeq and is a predicted model, not a curated record. Lineage: Eukaryota; Viridiplantae; Streptophyta; Bryopsida; Funariales; Funariaceae.